CCAGGCCCCAAAACAGACAUCCUACCCCUAGCACGCAGCACUGGCCCGCCUCUUCUCUUGCGAAUAUUCUGCGGCAUUUGCCGGCGUUUUGAUGGAUGACGAGGCAAGGCCAUUUCGGAACCGGCCCCCAAAGCAACGCGGGAAUAACGGGUCGAGUAUGGUUCCAAGGAAAAGACGGACAGGAGUACUGGUCAAAGAGAGGAAAUGGGGGGAUUCAACGGCGUCAAUAUCUUCCAGGACUCUCGGGUUUCCUUUCUGCUGCUCCAUACCUACUACCUACUCUCUUACCCCCCAAACCAUCACCAUCACGAGAUGAUUGACGACGACGAACUCUUCUUCCUGUCCGCGCAAAACGGUCGGCUGGACCUGCUCGCUCUCUCUAUCUCUUCGUGCCUAAUAUCUUUUUCCUUUCCUGUCGCUCUGGCUUGUGGGAUUUCUUUUGUUGGCGGAUCGAACCACUAUGUUUUUCCUUCUGUUGAUGUGCCUCAGAUGUUACGACUCACGACCCGCAUGCUAUGCUACGCUGCUAUAUGCUUGAUCGAGUUUGGUUUCCUUUCUACGUAUCGCUGCUUGCUAGCUAGGCUCUUUACCCGUCUCCUCCUUCUUCCCAAAGAUGCAUGCAUCAGCUCACGUCUCUUCGUCUUCUUCUUCUCUCAACUUCUUACCGGAGGAGAGGAAGGGAGGGCGAAGAAGGCAACUGCUUCCUGAGCUUUUAUGCUCGGGCUGGUAAUGGUGGGAGCGGCAUCCAUCCGGGUAUCCAU
Molecule: messenger RNA, 761 nt
Organism: Aplosporella prunicola CBS 121167
Lineage: Eukaryota; Fungi; Ascomycota; Dothideomycetes; Botryosphaeriales; Aplosporellaceae
Exons: 1
Coding region: 205-708 (167 amino acids)
Source: RefSeq, a predicted model, not a curated record